GUUUGUCGUCGGGUUGAUAAUGCCGUCGAGCUUAGCGGAGAGCGAUGCGGAGACGGAUCCGGAGGCGCUUGUGGCUCAACGUCCCUAGUCCAUGGCAUCCAUUGCUCCUCUCCAUCUCCGACUUAGAGCGUCUAGCGCCCAAGACGACGGUAGUUCCUUCGGAGCAAGAAUCACAUGGCAACCCCCAGACGGGCAAGAUGGCAGCCCGAUGCGGAAUUUCGCGACACAAAUCCGAGGAAACUCCACAGUUCAUGAUGCCCAGCUCCAAAAAACACCACGGGUUGUGGUAGGCCACGGGCCAGCC
This is a messenger RNA of Thermothielavioides terrestris NRRL 8126, 304 nucleotides long. RefSeq lists its product as uncharacterized. The record is from RefSeq and is a predicted model, not a curated record. Bases 45 to 290 code for a protein of 81 amino acids. The transcript has a single exon. NCBI's taxonomy places the organism in Eukaryota, Fungi, Ascomycota, Sordariomycetes, Sordariales, Chaetomiaceae.